GAGAAGCGAAGAGAACGCUGAGGACUAACAGAAGCUUAAGGAACAGUGGGCAGGAUGUUGGUCACCAUGCUAACAACCAUGUACAUGGUGGUCAGAGUCAUAGAAUCGAUAGGAGUACGGUUUGUACGGCAACAGGAACCUUUACCUUAUAUGGUGUCACAGCCUUUGCCUUGGCAGGUUCACUCAGUGUCCCACAGUCGGAGGAGGAGCAGCAAAGCAGAUGAGUUCGAUGGCUUCAGGAGGAACAGCAUAGGCGUGCACAGAAAGAACUUUGUCUCCAUGGCUAUUGCCUCGACCUCUCUGGCUGUGCCCUGUGUCCUGUCGUGCUCAGACUCCAAUGCCAGCAAUGGGACGUGCACUCCUUCCCCCGCUCGUCCACUCGGCCCCGUGCCAGUUGAGAAGGCCGCUGCAACCAUCCAAACCCAUUUCAGGAAGUUCCAAGAGAAGAAACAGAAGAAUGGCAAGUAGACAAACAGAGAGGGAUGAUGGUGGUACAGGUAGAGGUACAGCGAGCCCGAGAGACAAGAGACAGCCGGGGGACUCUGCAAGGACAUGCACAAUCCUACAUGUCCACAAAAUGCACAUAGAUCCACAACUGUAAAUAAACAAAGAAAAGUGGAUUAGUGACAGAAACUUCAGUAAUAUCUUGGAUCUCAUGCAGCUGCUCAAACAGCUCAUAUUAAGGAUUAAAAAAUUCUAUGUUGAAUAUGUACAACUGUGAUA
Molecule: messenger RNA, 723 nt
Organism: Solea solea (common sole)
Lineage: Eukaryota; Metazoa; Chordata; Actinopteri; Pleuronectiformes; Soleidae
Exons: 4
Coding region: 55-468 (137 amino acids)
Source: RefSeq, a predicted model, not a curated record